GGCGGCGGCCUCCCGCAACGAGUCCCGGCGGCGGCGCGAUCCAGGCGCGGUGACGCGGCCGCGCAGGCGCAGAGCGCGCGCAGCGGCCAGGCCGGAGCAGGCGGAGGCAGCGCGAGCGCCCGGGGGGCCGAUCUCCCCAGGAUGACGCAGUUCCUGCCCCCCAACCUGCUGGCGCUCUUCGCCCCCCGCGACCCCAUCCCCUACCUGCCCCCCCUGGAGAAGCUGCCCCACGAGAAGCACCACAACCAGCCCUACAGCGGCAUCGCUCCCUACAUCCGCGAGUUCGAGGACCCCCGCGAUGCCCCGCCGCCGACCCGCGCCGAGACGCGGGAGGAGCGCAUGGAGCGCAAGAGGCGCGAGAAGAUCGAGCGGCGGCAGCAGGAGGUGGAGAACGAGCUCAAAAUGUGGGACCCCCACAACGACCCCAACGCCCAGGGCGACGCCUUCAAAACCCUCUUCGUGGCCAGAGUGAACUACGACACGACGGAGUCCAAGCUGAGACGAGAGUUCGAGGUCUACGGCCCCAUCAAGCGGAUCUACAUGGUGUACAACAAGCGGUCGGGGAAGCCGCGCGGCUACGCCUUCAUCGAGUACGAGCACGAGCGGGACAUGCACUCCGCCUACAAACACGCCGACGGCAAGAAGAUCGACGGCCGCCGGGUGCUGGUGGACGUGGAGCGCGGGCGGACGGUGAAGGGCUGGCGUCCCCGCCGCCUCGGGGGCGGCCUGGGGGGCACCCGCCGCGGAGGCGCCGACGUCAACAUCCGGCACUCGGGCCGCGACGACACCUCCCGCUACGACGUGCGGGACCGGGAGCGGGAGCGGGAGCGCGACCGGCGGGAGCGGAGCCGGGAGCGGGAGCGCCGGCGGUCGCGCUCGCGGGACCGCCGCCGCCGCACCCGCAGCCGGGAGAAGGAGGAGCGCAAGCGGGGCAGCCGGGAGCGCAGCAAGGACAAGGAGCGCAAGCGCCGCAGCCGCUCGCGCGACCGCAAGCGGGACCGCGACCGCGCCGCCGCCGCCGCCGAGCGCGACAAGAAGGACGAGGGCCCCGAGGCGGGCGAGGCCGCCGCCGAGGCGGGCGCCGACGGGCCGGGCGCCGACGGGCCGGGCCUCAAGCUGGAGGCGGAGGAGAAGAGCCGCGAGCGGGAGCGCCGGCGCGGCCACCGCGAGCGGGAGCGGGAGCGCGAGCGGCGCCGGGAGCGGGACCGCGACCGCGAGCACAAGCGCGAGCGGGGCGAGCGGCCCGAGCGGGGCGCAGACAAGCGGGACCCCGAGCGCCCGGCGCCCGCCGACGGCCUCGCCGCCGCCCCGGGCCCCGAGCUCUUCCUCGAGCAGGAGGCCCUGCCGCCCGCCGGCGGCUACCUGGCCCCGGAGAACGGCUACCUGCUGGAGCCCCCCCUGGAGUGAGCCCCCCCCCCCCGGGUAAGUGCCCCCCCCACCCCCCCGUGUAAAGCCCCCGCCCCGUGCUCACAAUAAAGGUGUUUUA
Messenger RNA from Dromaius novaehollandiae (emu), 1486 nucleotides. RefSeq names its product U1 small nuclear ribonucleoprotein 70 kDa-like. Gene Ontology annotation, cellular component: precatalytic spliceosome; U2-type prespliceosome; U1 snRNP. Gene Ontology annotation, molecular function: U1 snRNA binding; mRNA binding. Gene Ontology annotation, biological process: mRNA splicing, via spliceosome. The record is from RefSeq and is a predicted model, not a curated record. Lineage: Eukaryota; Metazoa; Chordata; Aves; Casuariiformes; Dromaiidae.